Messenger RNA from Penicilliopsis zonata CBS 506.65, 1443 nucleotides. RefSeq lists its product as hypothetical. Bases 1 to 1005 code for a protein of 334 amino acids. Gene Ontology annotation, biological process: pyridoxine biosynthetic process. The record is from RefSeq and is a predicted model, not a curated record. The transcript is spliced from 3 exons. Lineage: Eukaryota; Fungi; Ascomycota; Eurotiomycetes; Eurotiales; Aspergillaceae. Gene Ontology annotation, molecular function: pyridoxamine phosphate oxidase activity; FMN binding.
AUGGCGGAGCAUCGCCGUCCAAAGAAGCUGAUUUUUGCUCCUGGUGAUAUCGAAACAAUGCUUUCAGACUCUGCACCAGCUGCUGCUUCUCUUAUAGCUGCAGCUACAGCUGCUACCGUAGCAGCAGCAGACUCUGGAACGUCGACCCCCUCCUCCGCAACAGAAACGCAACUCCUCUCCCACCCCGCACGAGCACACCAGUUCAUCACGAACCCCCCCCUGACAAUCUCGCAAAUGCACCGGACGAAUCCCCUGCAUCAGUUCAAUUCAUGGUUCCGCGACGCACGACUAUCCCCUUCCUCUGCGCCGGAGACGUGCACGCUCGCGACGGCCGAAAUGCCCUCUGGUCGGGUGAGUGCUCGGAUCGUGUACCUCAAGGAACUCGACGAACGGGGCUGGGUGGUGUAUAGUAAUUGGGGGAGUCGACAGGGAAAGGGAAAACAGGUGUUUGGUCUCGAAGGGCCGGAGGAGGAGAUAGGAUCGAUUCCCGAGCCGGACAGUGGUUGUACCUCUGCUGGAAACAAAUGGGGGGCUCUUACCUUUAGCUGGGCGACUGUUGAACGCCAGGUGCGUGUCGAAGGCCUCCUGGAGCCGUUGAGUCGACAGGAGAGCGAGCUGUACUGGCGUACUCGCGAGCGAGGGAGCCAGAUUGGCGCGUGGGCAAGUUGGCAGAGCAAGGUUUUGUGGGAGACUGACUCUAUCGGAGAACCGGGGGAAGAAGUGGAUGGAGGACCAGAUGAGGGUGGUUCUUCUUGUGCGGAGAUUCCUCGCGAUAUCGAUGAAACGGACGUCGAGGACGGACGGGCCGUGCUCGAACAGCGUGUUAAAGAGAUGGAGGCGCGCUUCGCCGGCGUGCAGGAGAUCCCCCUGCCGCCCUUCUGGGGGGGGAUGAGGCUCGUCCCGGAGUCGGUCGAGUUCUGGCAGGGGAGACGGAGCAGGUUACACGAUCGCUUUCGAUAUGUUAGGCUUGCUGAGAAGUGGCGGAUUCAACGCUUGUCUCCUUGACCACCUUACACUCGGUUAUACACUCUAUUCAUACACGCACUACACUACAUACACUUACUACAUACACUGCUAUAUACUUCUAUUCAUAGUAAUCUCAUAUCUGUUUGCAGAUCUUAAGUGGUACUAGGUCUACGCAGGGUAUCUUAUCAAGACACAUCAACCACCACUCUGCAAUACACAUACUCUGCUGCAAUUACUACAUAACUGCAUCAAGUGUCACUAUAAAUUGUCAAUAACUGUGAAUAACUGUCAAUACUGUCAAACUGUCCAUACUUUCAAUACUGUAAUCAUUGCCAGAAUAUACUAUAAUCACCUCAUACCAUGGCACGCUGGAUCCUCCUCGCCCUUGCCAGCGGCGCAUUCGCAGCCUUGAACGGCUUAUUCGCGAAGCUGACAACCGAUAAUAUAACCGCCUCAAUCGCCAACUCACUCUCCCUC